AUGGAGGUGCCGGCGCUGAGCCCGGCUGGAGGAGGCGGUGAGCUGGUGGGCCGCGCACUGGUGCAGGCGCGCGGCCAAUCGCGGGAGGAGGGGCGCGGGGACGGGCGCGCCGGGAGGCCGGGAGGGUUGUGCCGAGAUUACCUCCGUUUUAACGCGCGAAAGAUUUCAAAGGCGGCCGGCCACUUCACAAAUAAUCCAUCAACAUCUCGUCGCGACCCUUUAAAAGGCCACUCGGCUCAGCGAGGGCGCAAAUUCGAUUCCGCUAUAGAUUGGAGUGCAUAUUCAACUAACGAGGCCCACACCUGCGACAUCAAUAAUUCCGAAGUUCAUUAUGGCUCGCGAUGGCGCGUCAUAGAAAUUAUUGAAAGCCCAUACAUAUCGUAUUACUCGCGUGCGCUAACGGUGCACCACCCCCCACCGCCCCGCGCCCCGCGCCCCGCGCCCCGCGCCCCGCGCCUGCAGCGCUAG
Spodoptera exigua (beet armyworm) is the source of this 468-nucleotide messenger RNA. Lineage: Eukaryota; Metazoa; Arthropoda; Insecta; Lepidoptera; Noctuidae. The record is from the annotation of a GenBank genome assembly.